AUGAGUCAGGAUAAUUUCCCAUUGAAAUUCCGUCGAGCAUCUAGCAAACUUCACAAGGACCCCCCUAGCUUCAGUUCGCGCAUUCUUCGGAGUCAUCAAAGCACCACAUCGUUGAAACGCACCCCCUCCGCUCCCGUCUAUCCACGUUCUUCUCCCAGCGGCAGUCGCGAGCAUAACCGAUCGCGAUCCAACGCCCAAUUUCCAGGUUCUUCCUCGUCAUCCCUGGAUCAGAACAGUGGCGGUCCAUCGCCUUCCAACGACGAAUCAAGUGGCUUCUUCUCUAAUUUCACCUCCCGCUCUCGCACCCGCAGUUCCAACCGUUUUUCCUACAACGAGCAGAGCUCGGAUGAAUUGAACGGCCCUUACGAAACGCGGGGCAUGCUCAGUGCAUUGGACGAGAACAGUGCCGAGACCGAUCCUCAUUCCCAGCAAAAGCCCGGACUCCGCUCUCACCACACCAGCCCCGACACCCGCGGACGCCACUCACUUCGUCAGUCAGCUAGCUUCACCACUCUGACGCAACGAAUGGAUCCCUUCGCUCAUCGUGAGACUGAGAGGCCUCCGAAUGCCGCUAAACGCUAUUCCGACGAUGCCAAUCCUCCAGCCGCCCCCGAACGAGACAGAGCAAAAAGGCCAGCUUCUCUAGAUUUGUGGACAACCGGACAAUUUACCGGUCUUCCUAAAGAAUGGCAGAGACUACUACAGGAGAAUGGUAUCUCGAAGAAGGAGCAGGAAGAGCACCCACAGACUAUGAUGGAUAUCAUGCGAUUCUACGAAAAGAACACUCGUGGCGACAGUGAUGACGAAGUUUGGCACAAGUUCGACAAUGCGCAAGCUGCUCAAGCCGCACAAGCUACCAGCCCACGAGAACAAACAUCGCCACCGGGAAGUCCACGAUUUCCGCAGAAUCACGAAAGCAGCUUUGAGAAUCCGCGAUCGCCCCCACCGAUUCCUCGCGGGCCUCCGGCAGCGUCGCCUGCCAUGUCUCCUCCACUAGGCGGCAUGGUGCCUCAUCGUGCUCCCCCGAAACCGCCAACCGGAAUGACCCCCUCCCGCCCUCCUCCUCAACCCCCGGUCUCAAAUUCGCACGGAGCCCCGCAGCGAGCUCCCCAGGAGACCUACGCUCCUACAUUUGGCACUCCGACCAUCCCCGAAUCUGAGCCAUUGCCAGCAUCGCCCCACCGCAGUCCUCCCAGCUCCCGAAAUGGCACCCCUGCACCCAGCGUUCCCAAUAUUCCGAAUGUCAUCGCAUCCCCAACACAAUACCAACGGCAACAGGAGCAGGUCAUGGCCGCGGCACAGCAGACUCUGGAAAGGAACCGCACCCAACGCCAGCAAGCGCAGCAGCCCCCGACUAUCUCCACAUCAACCGCUGCUCCGGCACCGGAUCUUUCAUCUGGGGUGUCACCCACCACGCGCGCACCACCUGCUGCUAGACCUAGACAGCGUCAGCAGCGACAGAGCAGCAUUAUGGAUAUCCGGGCACGCUUGAUGGCAAUCUGCCACCCUGGCGACCCCACGCAGAUCUACUACAAUUUCAACAAAAUCGGCCAAGGUGCUUCUGGUGGUGUGUACACAGCGUAUGAGCAUCCUCACAACAACUGUGUUGCCAUCAAGCAGAUGAACCUCGACUUGCAACCCAAGAAGGAUUUGAUUAUCAACGAGAUAUUGGUCAUGAAAGAUAGCAAGCACAAGAACAUCGUGAACUUCUUAGAGAGCUUCCUACAUGGACUGGAUCUUUGGGUUGUGAUGGAAUACAUGGAAGGUGGCAGUUUGACAGACGUGGUUACCUUCAACAUUAUGAGCGAAGGACAGAUUGCAGCUGUUUGCCGAGAGACUCUGAGCGGCCUCCAGCAUUUGCAUUCCAAGGGUGUGAUUCAUCGAGACAUUAAAUCCGACAACAUUCUGCUGGCAAUGGAUGGUAACAUCAAGCUGACCGAUUUCGGUUUCUGUGCUCAAAUCAAUGACUCGCAGAACAAGCGGAACACCAUGGUUGGUACCCCGUACUGGAUGGCCCCCGAAGUUGUGACUCGCAAAGAGUAUGGCCGCAAAGUCGAUAUCUGGAGUUUAGGUAUUAUGGCCAUUGAGAUGAUAGAGGGCGAGCCGCCAUACCUGACAGAGUCUCCAUUGCGAGCACUCUACCUGAUUGCUACGAACGGAACACCCACCAUCAAAGAUGAACACAAUCUAUCCCCCGUCUUCCGCGAGUUCCUUUACUUUGCCCUCAAGGUUGACCCAGAGAAGCGGGCCUCGGCUCAUGACCUACUGAAGCACCCAUUUAUGUCUCUCUGCGCACCACUAUCGCAUCUUGCCCCCUUGGUAAAGGCUGCUCGUCUCAGCCGAGCCCAAGAAAAAGCCCAAAAAGGAGGUGCUUGA
Molecule: messenger RNA, 2376 nt
Organism: Penicillium coprophilum
Lineage: Eukaryota; Fungi; Ascomycota; Eurotiomycetes; Eurotiales; Aspergillaceae
Gene: pakA
Product: mitogen-activated protein kinase kinase kinase kinase STE20
Exons: 5
Coding region: 1-2376 (791 amino acids)
Biological process (GO): protein phosphorylation; intracellular signal transduction; regulation of MAPK cascade
Cellular component (GO): cytoplasm
Molecular function (GO): ATP binding; protein serine/threonine kinase activity
Source: RefSeq, a predicted model, not a curated record